Messenger RNA from Musa acuminata AAA Group (dessert banana), 2392 nucleotides. Its product is annotated as probable LRR receptor-like serine/threonine-protein kinase At4g30520. Gene Ontology annotation, biological process: protein phosphorylation. Bases 287 to 2224 code for a protein of 645 amino acids. The transcript is spliced from 11 exons. Gene Ontology annotation, molecular function: protein binding; protein kinase activity; ATP binding. Lineage: Eukaryota; Viridiplantae; Streptophyta; Magnoliopsida; Zingiberales; Musaceae. The record is from RefSeq and is a predicted model, not a curated record.
GCUCGCUACAUGUUCAUGACUCUCCCACUCUCUCUCUCUCUCUAAGCUUCUGAGCUUCAUCAGAUUCUGACACCCAAAUUAGCCCACCCCAUGCAUUGCUGCUUUAUGCCCAUGUCAUGCCCCCAUCAUGGACCCCUCUUCCUCAUCAGCAGCCUCUCUCAUUGUUCCUAUCAUCGGUCUUCUUCAUGAUGGGAUGACAUGGUUCCUGACAGAAGGCCACAUCCAUCAUGCUCCUUCCUCCAUCUCCCUUCUCCCAGUUGGUCACAUAUAGCAAACACCGCCUCUUAUGCUGUGUAUUCUCUCUGCUGCUCCGAUGGCUUCCAAGUGCUUCUACUUAAAUCUCCUUGUCGUAUUCUUCUCCUCCUUCGACGUUUCCUUCUCCUUUGAACCACUAAACAUUGAAGUGGAGGCUCUGAUAGCCAUUAGAAGCGAAUUGCACGAUCCGCAUAAGGUUCUGAACAAUUGGGACGAAGACUCUGUUGAUCCCUGCAGCUGGGCGAUGAUCACUUGUUCCUCAGAGAAUCAUGUUAUUAGCCUGGAAGCAUCAAGCCAGAGUCUCUCAGGAAGGCUCUCUGCGAGGAUUGGGAACCUCACCAAUCUCCAACAAGUAUUGUUGCAGAACAACAACAUAUCAGGCGGGCUGCCACCGGAGCUGGGACUACUUCCAAAGCUCCAGGCCUUGGACCUCUCCAACAACCGCUUCAACGGCAGCGUACCCGAAUCCUUGGGCCGCCUCCAUAGCCUUCGAUAUCUGCGACUAAACAACAACAGCUUGUCUGGUGUCGUCCCCGAGUCGCUGUCAAGAAUUCCACAGGACUCUUUCCUGGACUUGUCUUACAACAAUCUCAGCGGGCCUGUUCCUGUGUUCCCAACCAGAACUUUCAACAUUGUGGGGAAUCCUCUGAUAUGUGGAAGCCGGAGGAGGGAGGAGUGCUCGCGAACAACCCCCAGCCCUCUUCCCUACCUCUUGGAUUCACCAAAUCAGAAGAGAUCGAAGGCCAAGAAGCUAGCCAUUGCGAUGGGCGCCAGCGUCGGCGGCUCGUCGCUAUUGCUCCUCCUCGCGCUGUUUCUCUUCCUCUGCCGCCGAAAGCGGCAGAAGAACCAAUGGAGACUCGGGCUGAGUGAGAGGGAAGAGGAGGAGGUGGUGGUGCGGGGGCUGGGGAACCUGCGGCGGUUCACUCUGCGGGAGCUGCGGGCGGCGACGGAGAACUUCAGCUGUCGAAACGUGCUUGGGAAGGGCGGGUUCGGGCACGUAUACAGGGGCCGGCUUGCUGACGGCACAGUGGUGGCGGUGAAGCGGCUCCGGGCGGACGCCGUCGGCUCGGGCGACGGCGAGGCGCAGUUCCGCACGGAAGUGGAGAUGAUCAGCCUCGCCAUCCACCGCAACCUACUCCGCCUCCUCGGCUACUGCGCUGCCGCCGGCGAGCGACUCCUCGUGUACCCCUUCAUGCCCAAUGGCAGCGUCGCAGCCCGCCUUCGCGGUAAGCCUCCGCUGGACUGGAGCACGAGGAAGCGGAUCGCGGUGGGCGCGGCGAGGGGCCUCCUGUACCUGCACGAGCAGUGCGACCCCAAGAUCCUCCACCGGGACGUGAAGGCCGCCAACGUGCUGCUCGACGGCUGCUGCGAGGCCGUCGUGGGCGACUUCGGCCUCGCGAAGCUGCUCGACCACGGCGACUCCCACGUCACCACCGCCGUCCGCGGCACCGUCGGCCACAUCGCCCCCGAGUACCUCUCGACGGGGCAGUCCUCCGACAAGACCGAUGUCUACGGCUUCGGGGUCCUCCUCCUCGAGCUCGUCUCCGGCCGGCGCGUGCUCGAGUUCGGCAAGGGGCCGAACCAGAACCACAAGUGUGCGAUGCUGGGCUGGGUGUGGAAGGUGUAUCAAGAGAGAAGACUCGAUGCAUUGGUGGACCGGGAUCUGGGCAGCAACUACGAUCGGAUAGAGGUGGCGGAGAUGGUGCAGGUGGCGCUCCUGUGCACCCAAAACCUGCCGUCCCACCGCCCGAAGAUGUCGGAGGUGGUGCGGAUGCUCGAGGGUGACGGGCUCGCUGACAAGUGGGAGGCUUCGAACCGGCCGGUGAUGCAAGCCGAUGCCCCCAGCUCGGGCACUCAUCCUGACACCCACGCCUUCUUCGCGGUCAAUGGCGACGACGACGAUGGCAGCAACGAUGACGCAGCUUCGGCCGACAUGGUCGAGGAAAUGGAACUAUCUGGUCCCAGGUAGCGGUGGUUGAACUACUCCACCCUAUUGUAGAUCGACCAAAGAAUACGAUGUUGCUUGUCGUGCAUUAUCUGUUUCAGAAAUGAAAGGAGAAUAUAAUUCCUUUCUUUUUUUUUGUAGCUGUAAAUGUAAGCGAUUUCUUUUUAAUUCUUUUAAGCAGCCUUUUCUUCA